UUCAUCCGUUGGACAAAACGAUGUCAGCUUCCAGCAGUUGCACGACGUUGCAAACCCUUUUUCUUCCUCUUUUCUGCCGUGCAACGCCAAAAUAAAUAAUCUUCGAUCAAUCGCAUCACGCCUAAUACGCACCGGAAUUGAAGCUUUCAAGUUCUCAUGUCUACCACCACCGUUCUCUUCGUCUCCACUUUUCUCUUUCUAUCGCCUUUGCUUUCUUCAUCGACCGCCACCGGUGAUGGGGUUCCCAGUGCCUACGAAGUCCUCGGCGACUAUCACUUUCCCGAGGGUAUUCUCCCAAAAGGAGUUGUUGGUUACGAAUUAGACAGAUCUACCGGUAAAUUCCGCGCCUAUUUGAACGGUUCCUGCAGUUUCUCUCUCGAGGGAUCGUACCAGCUUAGUUAUAAAUCAACCAUCAGUGGUUAUAUUUCCAAAGACAGGCUCGCGAACCUCUCUGGAGUUAGCGUGAAGGUUCUGUUGUUCUGGCUCAAUAUCGUGGAGGUAUCUCGGAGUGGUGACGAGCUUGGCUUCUCGGUCGGCAUCACCUCCGCCUCUUUUCCGUUAGAUAACUUCUUCGUAUGCCCACAGUGUGGCUGUGGAUUGGAUUGCGAUAAUCUGCAAGCAAGGAAGCUGAAGUUGAGCCCUUCUGUUUCCUCUAUGUAGAACUACUUCACUGUGUAUGCAUUUAAAUUUCCUUUUUAUUUUUACCCUUCUUUAUCCUUUCUUACUGCCAGUCCACUUUUAUUGGCGCGACUUGAAUGGUAAUUAUCAUAUGAACUGCGUUUCUUGUA
Molecule: messenger RNA, 788 nt
Organism: Prosopis cineraria
Lineage: Eukaryota; Viridiplantae; Streptophyta; Magnoliopsida; Fabales; Fabaceae
Exons: 1
Coding region: 157-660 (167 amino acids)
Source: RefSeq, a predicted model, not a curated record